CCCUGAAAUAUUUGAGAACCGACAACGAAGAACGAAAUGGAAAUAUUUUCCUCUGUAGCGUGCCAUAUAGAUGCAUUUUCCCAAGAUUGUGUCUUUAUGUCUCUGAAUAUUAUGAUAAUUUCUAACUCCCAGUUUUCUCCGGUAGAAUAACCCAAUGACAAUCACAUAUUUUGAGAUAGCUCAACCCCUUCAGCAGACUACGGACAGCCUUGUUUAAUUAUAAAGAGCCUGCGAAGCAGCUAUGAGAUUGAUUGAUGUGUGCUUUAACCAUCGAGGGGCUAAUCUGCUUGAAUGACGAAUGGUUAAACCAAUUGGUAUAAAGAUAACAAAUCUAUCCCCGUAGUGUCUUUAUUUCAGGAAACCUGGAAAAAAUGACUUCAGAUACGGAGAGGGGCAAUUGAAGCAUAAAGCUGGUGUCUUGAAAAAAAACGAGGUGACUAAAGUCGAGCUUUCAUUCGGCUUUACAGAGACCUAUCGGCACAGCACAAGGUUGUUAGUGGAAAUGUGUUCGCGUAUCAGGACUGCGACUGCAUUGGCAAUGUACUGGACAUUUCAUCGUUUUCCGUCACACUCGUAAAAACCUCCUCCUUUACCGUUCAAGUCGAUGGCGUUGUGAUCGAAUGAGAUUUUCAUUUCGCUUAUAAAGGCGCUACCCACCAGCGUUCACGGGAAUCUGAGGUUAAUCACCUUUUCAGCACCUGGACAGCUCCUCGCCGUGGAAGACCUAUAUUCACCAAAAGGAGUCCCUGCCUGUGGUCGUGGGGAAAACCCUCUUCGAGCAGGAGCGGUCUGGUGUUUUCUCCUCGCUUUAAGGAUGCACCUAUCCAGUUAUUUGGUUAGUCCGGGAUACCUAACAACAUACUGGUGAAGGAUGAUGCUCGGGUUUCGAAUUCGACUCCUUCGAUGUACCCCGAAUUGUGAGCAGCAGAAGGGGUGUCUGUCCAGUUCAAACCCGCUAAGGAUAGCAGCCUACACAUUGCGAGACCGGAGCUUCACACACGCUGACCAUCAGCAAGGGAGACAUUAUCAUCAUCACGGGGGAAAGGGAGGCACGAUUACACAAUGUAAUCCAAGAAAGGUUCACAAUGUUUAAAUUUGCUUCCCUGUGCACACUACUCGGGAGUUAGAACUGGGUGAAAUCAUAUGUAAUCUCAGCCCACAUCUCUCAACAUGGCCAACCCUCAGCCCGCCCAAGAGCCCGGGGUGUCAGACCUGGAGAUCAUCUCCCAGCAGGUGGAAGAGGAGAGUCAGUGCAUCGCCCCAGUGCAGCUCGUCAGCUUUGCCUACAGAGACCUGCCCCUGGCUGCCCUUGACCUCUCGCUGGCUGGCUCCCAGCUCCUGUCCAACCUGGAUGAGGAGGACACGCGAGAAGGCUCUAACUGGCUGAAGCCCUGCUGCGGGCAGAGGGCGGCUCUUUGGCAGGUGUUUCUGCUCAGCGCAGGCCUCAACUGCUUCCUGGUGGCCUGCGUCGUGCUGGUGGUGGUUCUGCUGGCCCUGGAGCUUCUCAUAGACACCAAGCUGCUGCAGUUUACAAAUGCAUUCCAGUUUGCCAGCAUCAUUCACUGGAUCAGCCUUGUUAUCCUGUCUGUGUUCUUCACUGAGACUGUGUUUAGAAUCGUUGUGCUGGGUAUCUGGGAUUACAUAGAGAACAAAGUGGAGGUGUUUGACGGUGCUGUAAUUGUCCUCUCUCUGGCCCCCAUGGUGGCCUCCACAGUAGCCAAUGGACCCAGCAGCCCCUGGGACGCCAUCAGUCUCAUCAUCACACUGCGCAUCUGGAGGGUAAAGAGAAUCAUUGAUGCCUAUGUCCUGCAGGUGAAGGUGGAGAUGGAGAUGGUGAUCCAGCAGUACGAGAAGACCAAGCUGGUGCGAGAAGAGCAGCUGGAGCGCCUCACACAGAUCUGCCAGGAGCAGGCGUUCGAGAUCCGGCAGCUGAGGGCACACCUGGCGCAGCAGGACCUGGACCUGGCAGCCGAGAGGGAGGCGGCCAUGCAGAUGCACCACGUGUGGAGCAAGCAGAGCAGCAAGUUCAAGGUGGUGGACGGCCUGGCGGCGGGCGAGUCCGACGACGAGGGCCACGAGAGCGGCCGGGAGACACGGCCCCCGGCAGAACCUGUUGUUCGUGAUGAUAUGAACAACUAUAUCAGCCAGUACUACAGUGAGCCAAGCAGUGACAUCGGAGUUCCAGAGGCCGGAACCCGAGUCAUCACCACCACGGCCAUCGAUGUCCACCUCCCCAACAACCCCAACAACAUCUCCUCCGACCUGCUGACCGCCGAGGCGCCCAGCCGGCUGGAGCGCGCGGGCAGCUCGGUCAGCGACACCUCGGCCACGGCCUCCCGCUCCCCUGACAGCUCGGCCACGCGCAACCAGAGCGCCAGCAGCCAGACGCUGGGCUCGUCCACGGACUGCAGCACCACCCGGGAGGCCUCUUCUGACUACUGCCCCCUGGGGCGGACAGGAAGCCAGCGCCAUGCCCACCGCCACCCCCUCUCCCUCCCCCAGGAGCAGCUGGGGCCGACGGGCCAGCGGGACGCCAGCACUGUGGUGCAGGAGCUCCUCUCCUCGCUGUCCGAGGACUCCUGCCUGACCCAAAAAGGCCUUGACCCAGUCAACCUCAAACUACCGAGCCCAGCAGGGUCAGCCAAAACCAGCCCCGAGCUGGAGCACAGAGUCAACAUCUACAACAAGAAAAACCAGGAGAGCCUCAAUGUAUUCCAGACUAAGCCACUCAUCCACCUCCAGGCGAGCGAACACUCUCUGGAGGAGAAAUACAGAUUCCUGAACCCUGCUGACUCCCCCAUGAGCCAUCUGCCUGACACAUAGUGGGCAGGCCAGUGAGCGCCGAAGCACCAGUGGCAUAAGCGUGAGCCGAAACAGCCCCCCUUUGAGCCAGCGCUGACACAUUCUUCAUGCCUCCAGAGAACAACAAAAACAAGGAAACAGACAGAUUUUCGGGGGGGCCUCAUCAUAUCACCACACUUUAUUGUGGAGAUCCUACCACGUCCCUCUUCCCUCCUUGCUGACGCGCUGCUUUAACUGGGACUGGAGGGGCUCAGGAUAAGAGGGCGCUGGGAACCGGCAGCGAACCACCGUCAGGAAGUCGAUUCCGCAAAGUUCCUGGCGUUUUAGGGAAAACAAAACAUUUCUACGUGUCAAACCAGCAAGGGGCUGUGUGCAGGCUUUUACAAAGCAAGCUACUUUAACAGUACUGUUAAUAAAAAACUGCUUUUACAGAUUCUUUGGGGAAUAGGAAGGGGGUGGGGAUUUCAGAAUGGCUGAGGGGAGGGGGGCACCAGGGUCAUUAGGUAUUGAGCUAAGUGUUACCUUUAUACAAAAUACUGUAAAAAAUGUAAUAUAUUCUCUGAUGAGGCUACAGCAGGGUACAUUUGAUUGGAUGAGCUGAAUUCACAGCAAAAUUUCUUACCUUUAUCUUUCUACAUUACAGAUGACGACAUUUGUAUUUAAAAUUAAAGAGGGAUAAAAAUGUUCACUGCAGUAUUUUUAAAUCCGACACGGCAGUCAAUGAGGAAGCAAUGAAGACUUUUGCGAACCUGAAUAAAAAAAGUGAAGGGAUCCAUGUUCUAGAAUGCAAUGCUUGUAGCAUGAACCUUUAAAAAAUCUGCUUUCUGAAUACGGCAAAACAAUCCUGUGCACUUUAAUGUUUACAGACGUAUUUUAUAACAAUGAACACGGUGGAACCUGAGUCACAUACUGCAUUCAAUUAAAAGUGAAGAUUGUAAAAUGA
Messenger RNA from Lepisosteus oculatus (spotted gar), 3745 nucleotides. It is a transcript of the gene tmem266, whose product is annotated as transmembrane protein 266. Gene Ontology annotation, molecular function: voltage-gated channel activity. Gene Ontology annotation, cellular component: dendrite; plasma membrane. NCBI's taxonomy places the organism in Eukaryota, Metazoa, Chordata, Actinopteri, Semionotiformes, Lepisosteidae. The record is from RefSeq and is a predicted model, not a curated record.